UCUCGUUACAUGAUUUUAUAACCGUUCAUACAUCGAUAAACACUGUGUGCUGACAGUUCAGACAGCAAACCAUAUUUAUUUAUAUACAUGUGCUUUGUAUUUUUAUAUUGCUAUCAUGUUAACGUGACCUAAAAAUAACAAAUUGAACGCUUUGUCUCACGCGCAAGCUGGCGCGUGCACGGAGAGAGAGAGAGUUCCGUGAGAGAUGGUCACACUUGAGUUGAGCUCCAGAAAAAUUACAAAAAAUGAGAAUAAUUUUAUCAACAAAUUAGCAGAAAAGUAGAAGAUUCAACAUAAGACAACGUUUAGACAAAAAAGACAAAAGUUUCAGUUGAAUUCAGUUGAUUUUUUUUUUUUUUUUCACACCUGAAUCUGAGGAAAGUUCAAGAGGAAGUUCAAGAGAAGAUAAUCACAGCACAACCCUCUGCAGAAGAGGAUAUUCAAGUUGAAAAGGAUAACAACAAACAACAAAAACAACAACAAAUAAGAAGAAAACUUACAAGAAGGGAGAGGUGAGGACAUUUUGAACAGACUGUGCUAUUUCAUAUCUCUUUGGGUUUUUGCUUAGAGGAACAGCACAAGGAGAGCAUUUUGGACAAAACUGGUACUUUGUAGACAUUUUUUUCUCCCCACAAAAUCAGUGAGGGUAAUUUUUCCCCUUUUGGAUUAUUUUUCAUUUUUCUCUCUUUAUAUCCUCAAUGAGAGAAAAUAAACAAAAAACUGGCAGUUAAUUCAGUUGAUUGUUUACAUUCUAAAUCAACUAUGGCCAGUGCAUCAUCUUGGCCCCGCCCCUUCAUCUACCCUCAGAAGAGUUCCGAACACUCCAGGCAGCUGCUCAGACACAAGCAGAUGAAGGAAAGGCCUGAUACACUGUUUGCUGAACAAGACCACAGUGUCAUGACCAACCUGCUCUUCUACACUGAACACGGCUCUUUAUGGCACACUGCCUUCUGUCAACAUUUCACCUUUACCAAAAAAAGAGGCAUCUGUAAAGGCAGACAGAUCUUAGCAUUUGAAGAUGCUGAAAAAAAUGAUGAAACAAGAUAUUUAACCCUGAACUUAUAUCAAAAUGGCACUGUCAUGGUCCAAGGAUCAGAGUCUGCUCUCAAAGUCUUCGAGAGAAACACACGCUCUUAUCCUGACUGACUCAAAUGGGAAAUACAUCAAUGAGAAACUUCUAUUCCCAAAUAUGAGAACCAAGAAAAUCUGGUGCCCAAACACAAGAAGUGCUUUUCAGAUCCUGUCUGAGAGAAACCUGGAUGAAAACUAUAAACACAUCAUUAUCCACACAGGGACAAAUGAUUUAAGGGCCAUGAAGGGACAUGUGGCUCCUGUGAUCAGAGAGGUGGCGAUCAGAGCCACACAACGUUUCCCAGAGGCUAAAAUAACUCUGUCUACACUACUACCACGCACUGAUGUGCCAUUUCACGUGAUCCAUGAAAAUAAUGUGGAGCUUUCCAGAAGUUGUGCACUUAUUCCUAAUGUCCACCUCGCCCAUCACAAAGACAUAUGGCCUCAUCAUAUGUAUGACCAUGUACAUCUCAACAAGCAAGGAGUGAAAGUCUUUGCCAGAAUGCUGAAAAGCACAGCCCUUGGAAACACACCAAGAAACAACAGAAACUCCAAUGACAAGAGAAGACCUCAGUCACCAAGAACCAUCCGUCCUCCAGCAGAGUCCAGAACGACCACAAGACCGCCAUCACAACACAAGAGCUACGCAGCGGCAGUUCAACAGCCACAAAACCCUGCAGCUGCUGAACUCAACCAGAUAAGACAUCUACUGAACAUCAUCUGCUCCAGACUGAGGACAUAACCUGUAUAACUCACACACACUUAUGUAUACACACACACACAUACACACAUUACAGAAAAAUCUAUCCAUGAAAUGAUUUAAAAUCAGUUGUUGGAAUAUACAGGGUCUGCACUCUUCUACUUUUGGUAACAAGACUGCAGACCAAGACGUACUCAACAGUAUAACAGAUAUGGAUAUCUGUAUCUUUCAUGAGACGUGGUGUCGUAGUAAUGAGACUUUACAUUGUCCAAUAGGAUACAAGGAAAUUGUUGUUCCUUCAUCAAAAAAUUCUAAAAUAAAAUGUGGCCGAGACUCAGGUGGAAUACUUAUAUGGCACAAAGACAAUUUGAAACAUUCGAUUAAAAUUGUUAAAACUGAAAAAUCUUCUAUUUGGCUUGAAGUGAAAUCUGUCAUAUCACAGUCUAAUCUUUACCUCUGUGCAGUCUAUAUUCCACCUCAUGACUCUCCCUAUUACGAAGAGCAAAGCUUUUCCAAACUACAGACUGACAUCUUACACUUUCAGUCCAGAGGAAAUAUCCUCAUAUGUGGAGAUUUAAAUGCCAGAACAGGGAGAGAAAUUGAUUAUGUAAAUAUUGUAGAUAAUGACCAUAUACUCAAUGACACCAUGUUUCACUCCUCAAGUAUCACACCAAGAAACAGCUAUGAUAGUUUAGUUAACAUGAAUGGAAAGCAAAUAUUAAAACUCUGUAAAGGUUUAGGGAUAUACAUAAUUAAUGGCAGAACUAGAGGAGAUACAUUAGGAAGAUUCACCUAUUGCUCCAGAUUAGGAACCAGUGUGGUUGAUUAUUCAAUAACAGAUAUUGAUCCAAAUUUUAUUAAUGCCUUCACAGUCAGACCUCAGCUCCCGAUUUCCGAUCACUGCCAAACAGUGCUUUACCUGAAACCACCAUGUGAAAGGAGCAACACUUAUCCAAUAGAAUCUGAAAAAAUGUUUCCUUUGAAACCCAAACUAAAGUGGAACCAAUCCACCUCUGAACAAUUUAAAGAACACAUAAACAAUCCUACUAUAUUAAAAAUGCUGGAUGACUUUAUAUCCACUAAUUUCACCUUAGAUGUUAAUGGGAUAAAUUUAGCAACAAAAAACUUAAAUUACAUAUUCAAAACAUUGGCAACUCUAUCUAACAUUAAACGACAACGCAAACGUAAAACAAACCAACAGACAUUAAGAAAGGAUGUUUGGUUUGAUGGUGAAUGUGUAAGUCUCAGAAAAGAACUAAGGAGACUUUCUAACAAAAAGCACAAAGAUCCAUCCAGCCAGACAUUACGGCUUACUUAUGCUGACUGUCUGAGAAAUUACAAGAGACUAAUGUGGAACAAAAGAGAAAAUUAUUUUAAAAUCAAAAUUGAGGAAAUUGAUGAAUCAGUUGAUCAAAAUUCUUUCUGGAAUCUAUAUAAAAACUUGAAAAACCCAAAUCAGAAAUAUCAUUACAGAGUGGCACAAUUUGGAAAACUUAUUUCGAAAAUCUUUAUCAAAAAAUUGAACAUAUUGACCUUAACCAGCCUCAGUGUAAAAUAAAGAAAACACUAGUAGACUUGGAGAAAACAAUUAAAAAUGAUCAAAAUCCAUUAGACAAAUUUAUAACAAUAUCUGAAAUAACAGAGCAUAUUAAAAGACUUAAAUUAAAGAAAGCAUGUGGCCAAGAUGACAUUAGCAAUGAAAUGCUUAAACUCAACAGUCUCAGCAUGAAUAAAGCUCUUUAAUCUGGUUUUAUGGUCCGGUAACUUCCCUGAGAUCUGGUCUGAGGGACUGAUCACCCCCAUAUUUAAAAAAGGUGAUUGAUUUGACCCCAAUAAUUAUCGAGGCAUCUGUGUGGGCAGUGUGUUAGGAAAACUGUUCUGCAGCAUCAUAAACAGCCGGAUUGUCACACACAUCUCCACACACAACAUUUUAAAUAAAGCACAAAUUGGAUUUUUACCAAAACAACGCACAUCCGAUCACAUCUAUUCUCUUCACACACUAAUUAACAAAAACAUCAAGGACAAACAAAGGAAAAUAUUUGCAUGUUUUGUAGAUUUUAAAAAAGCAUUCGACUCAAUUUGGCAUGACGGUUUACUGUACAAACUCCUACAAAUUGGCAUUGGUGGGAAAACUUUUGACACUAUACAAUCCCUGUACACCAACAGUAAAUGUGCGGUGAAAAUCAAUAACCACAGAACAGCGUUUUUCCAGCAGGGAUGUGGAGUGAGGCAGGGAUGCAGUCUGAGUCCGACUCUAUUCAACAUCUACAUAAAUGAUCUGGCAUCAAUGCUAGAACGUUCUACUGUCCCCGGCCUCACUCUACACCACACAGAGGUCAGAUGUCUGCUGUACGCAGAUGAUCUGGUCCUGCUGUCCCGCACACCUGAGGGUCUCCAGCAAAGCCUGUCCCUGCUGGAACAGUACUGUCAUGAGUGGGCCCUGACAGUCAAUCUGGACAAAACCAGAGUAAUGGUGUUCCAGAAAAAGGCCAGAUCUCAGGCAAACAAACACCAGUUCACUUAUAAAGGCCAGGUCCUACAGCAUAGCACCAGCUACAGUUAUAUGGGCAUCGACAUCAGCGCUUCGGGAAACUUUGGUCUGGCUGUCAAAACACUGAGUGAAAAGGCUCGGAGGGCUUUUUAUGCUAUAAAGUCACGAUGCGGUCACUUAAAAUUACCCAUUAAAACUUGGAUAAAAUUAUAUAAAUUAGAAAUUGGGAUAAAACUUCAGUAGAAAAACUACAAUUGGAAAUUAGCAAAAACAUUUUAGGGGUUCACAGAAGCACAUCCAACGACGCCUGUAGGGCUGAAUUAGGUUUGUACCCACUGAACACUGAGAUCCAGAAGAGAUGUGUUCAGUUCUGGCAUCACCUCCAUCAGUCUGAUCCUGAUUCAGUCCAAUAUAAAGCCCUCCUCGCCAAUGAAACCUCAGCAGAAUCUCAUCCUCUAAACACACUCGCUCUUCAACUUGUCCAUGAAACUCAAUUCCCAGUGGACCACAGCUACAACCCCAAAACUAUUAUUAAAGAAAUUGCCAAAAAUCUAAAAGAUACUCAUGAUGAAUCACUAAAAGCACAUUUUGAGAUCCAAAAUAAACUCCAAUGUUACUCGACCCUAAAUAGAACCACUAAAUUGGCAAAUUAUUUAUUAAUCAAACAAUUUAAAGAAAGACAAAUCCUCUCCAAAUACAGAUUAAGUGACCAUGAUCUAGAAAUAGAGAGAGGAAGACAUAGACAAACAUGGACAGCGAGAGAGCAGAGGAUCUGUAGACACUGUGACCUACAGCAAAUAGAGGAUGAGAAACACUUUCUACUCAUCUGUCCUAAAUAUCACAAUGCAAGAGAAACAUUUCUCUCCAUACUGGAUGGAACACUGAUUCCAUCAUUCAUUGAACUGAGUGAUACUGAGAAAAUGCCCUUCAUGCUUGGUGAAGAUGAUAACACAGCUACACUAGCUGCAAAAUAUGUGUUAGCCAUUCACAACAUUAGAGAUGGAUAACUCUCUAGAGACCUGCUUUAUUUAUUAAUUUACUAAGAUGGAUUUGUUUGCAUUGCUGCAUGUAACAUGAUGUAUACAUAUAUGUUUUGUUUGUUUGUUUAUUUUAUUAUUUAUGUAUAAUAUGUUAAUGCUUUGGCAACACUGUGAUUCACAGUCAUGCUAAUAAAGCUCAUUUGAAAUUGAAAUUGAAAUUGAAUUGAGAGAGAGAGAAGUCAAUGGCCUGUGUAUUUCACAUGAAAACAACCAUCUGUAAUUAAUUAAUUAUGAAAAGAUAUAAUUUCAUGGCCUAAAUGUUUUAAUUCAGUUAUAUUCACAUUAAAUAUUGAUGUAUAAUUUCUCUUGAAUGUAUAGGUUACAUUUCAUCAGCAAGUUCAUCCAUACAGAGCAAUAUUUAACUGAAAUAUUAAUUCUUGUUUCUUUUUCUCCUUUUCAUUGUGUGUAAAGAGAUCAUUGGUUCUGCUCUUAUUCUUUGCCAUCUAGUCCUGAUUCCUGACUACAGGUCUUCAGGAUGACCAGGAACUACAGGACGGUUUGAGCUACACUCUCCAUGACCAGGACUGGACACCACUGUCCUAAAUAAACCUAAGGAGAGCCGCUCAGGCACAGGUCACUGCAUCUUUUGCUGU
Messenger RNA from Megalobrama amblycephala (Wuchang bream), 5895 nucleotides. RefSeq lists its product as uncharacterized. The transcript has 3 exons. Lineage: Eukaryota; Metazoa; Chordata; Actinopteri; Cypriniformes; Xenocyprididae. The record is from RefSeq and is a predicted model, not a curated record. The coding region runs from base 1983 to 3329 and encodes 448 amino acids.